Molecule: messenger RNA, 1745 nt
Organism: Phanerochaete carnosa HHB-10118-sp
Lineage: Eukaryota; Fungi; Basidiomycota; Agaricomycetes; Polyporales; Phanerochaetaceae
Exons: 1
Coding region: 755-1336 (193 amino acids)
Source: RefSeq, a predicted model, not a curated record
GGCGCUUUCCUGGCCAACGGACCUCUGCCAUGCAUUUCGCUAAGACAUACACACAGCUCCUGCUGAGUCUCCCGCCCGAGCUCACAGAAAAUGCCAUCGAGUAUCGCAAGCUCAAGAAGCUAAUUAACAACGUCGUCUCCGAGCUCCAGGACCUUGGUGAGCGUUUUCUGUACGCCGCCGCUGGUAGCGCGGGCCUGACGAACGUGCGUCGCUGGAUAGGCUACCCCCCGGACAAGCUUCACCAAGUCCUUCUCGAAUCCCAGUCGGCUACCGAUCCCGGCGGCAAGGGCAAGGCGAGGGAGACGGACGCCUCCUGGGUUCCCGUCAGCUCUUCUCAAGAUCACACCGGCCUUCCUAGGGUCGUAUACGAGAUCAAGGCAGACUCGGGUCGUCUGGAGCCUCGCCUCAGAAUUCUUGUCAAUUCACCCGACACAAAGACCUCUGAGCUACCACUGCAGUCCAUAACGGCUCUCGAGAAUGUGUCGAGUCAGAGCCUCGAUAGCUCUCCGGGCACCCCACCAGAGCCAGCGCAGGACGCGGGUGAGCUGACCGCCUCGGCAUCAGAAGCGGCCUCAGCGAGUACGGUUACCCAGGAGGGCGAGGACUCGAAGCAAAUAAUACACAUAUCGUGUGUACCUAAUGCCUCUUCCUUAUAAAACUUACUGGAAAUUUCUCUAUCCGCAGCACCCAACGGGGCGAGCCUCGGGAAGUCGUCAUACCGCUCGCGUCUGACACGCAGUUUUUUGAGGUGCUCAUGCAGGCCCUGCAGGCCCUGAGCACCCAUCUCGGCACAAUUAGCGACGAGUUCAAGGAGAACCUCUCUGCGCUCGCACGCGAGGUGGCAUCCACCGCCCGCCCGGUGUCCGCGACCUCGACCUCCUUCCACCCGCACUCGACCGCAUCGAACCCCGCCGCCGUCACGGUGCACACCCCGGGGUUCCUGCAUCGCGGCGGACGGUCGGACCUGUACCAGUGGCGCGAGAUCUUCCAGCUGUAUGUCGACACCGAGGUCUUCGAGAGCCGCAGCGAGGCGGCACGCGGCGAGCGGAACGUCGAGGACGCCGAGAGCCGCCUCGCGCUGUUCACGCAGCGCCUCGCCGCGCGCGGGUACGACGUCGGCGGGCAUGCGCUCAAGCUCAAGCAGAGCCGGCGCGCGCUGCAGACGUUCCUCGACCUGAACGUGUUCAUCCUCGACCUGAAGAAGGUGCGUCCUGGCGCCACACCACACCCACGCACACCCAUGUUUCGUUCGUUCGCUCUCACUCACUCACACGCGCACCCUCCCGCCUGCCGCAGUUCCAGUUCGCGACGACCGAGGCGACGCGCAAGAUCCUGAAGAAGCACGCGAAGCGGACGGCGCUGCCCGUGUCGCCCUCGCUGACGGGCCGCUUCGCCUUCACGAGCAGCGGCAGCACCCGGCUCGCACUGCCCACCCACCCUUCGUCGCCGUCGUCGUCGGCACAGCAGCUCGUGCCGCACGCCGCAGCCGGCGCGCGGGGGACGACGACGUCGCUCGCGCGCAUGCUCGUGCAGGCGCUCGGCGAGACGCUGCUGCCCGUCGUGCCGCACAUCGACGACUACGCGUGUGUGAUCUGCACCGCGAUCGCCUUCAAGCCGGUGCGCCUCCGCUGCGGCCACCUCUUCUGCGUCCGCUGCCUCGUCAAGAUGCAGAAGCGCGGGGAAGACCGCUGUCCGAUGUGCCGCGCGCCGACGGUCCUCGUCGCGGAUCGCUGUCAGUGUUUCUG